Oryza brachyantha (malo sina) is the source of this 873-nucleotide messenger RNA. RefSeq lists its product as uncharacterized. The transcript has 2 exons. Gene Ontology annotation, molecular function: protein binding. The record is from RefSeq and is a predicted model, not a curated record. Bases 1 to 873 code for a protein of 290 amino acids. NCBI's taxonomy places the organism in Eukaryota, Viridiplantae, Streptophyta, Magnoliopsida, Poales, Poaceae.
AUGCCGAGAGCGCGAGCGCUUUCCUGCCUCAUGUCGCCGCUCCACGGCAAGCGUCCCGCCGGCGACGCACGCCGCAGCAGCGCCGCGUGCAUAUGCUGCAUUGGACCUCACCACAAGUCGUCGUCCGGCGGCGGUGGUGGUGGCUGCGUGCCUUGCCUCGUUCCGCACGCCGAUCACAGCGUGAGGGCGCCUCUCACCAGCUGCUGCGGCAGCAGCGGUGGAGGUGACAACCUCCGCGGCACCCCACGCACCCCCAGGACGCCGUGCACGCCCACGGCGAGGCGCCUCUGCGGGGUCCGCUCCCGCACCCCGCGCCGCGGGCAGGCCGGCUGCUUCCCGUCGUCGGCGCCUUCCGCCGCUGCGACCGCGAGGACGCCACGGACACCGACGACGCCUAUAGGCCGGACGCAGCGCGCGUGCUGCGUCCGUGGCCCGGGUCAGGGCAACACGAAGCUGGGCAGGCGGCGGCGCUGGCUCCGGUCCACGGGCCAGACGACACGCCGGGCGGCGCGUGCGGGCGGCGACGUCAAGGUUUACACCACUGGCCUCGUGGAGGCCGCCGAGGAGGCGGUAACAAAGGAAGAAGAGACCAGCUCCAACGAGGAGUACGCGCUGCUGUGCAGGCAGGGCUUCCCCCGCGAGGACGUCGCCGCGGUCACCAUCCAGGCCUACUUCCGAGGCCACCUGGCGAGGCGGGCGUUCAAGGCGCUGAAGAGCCUGGUGCGGCUGCAGGCGGUGGCGCGGGGCGCGUACGUGCGACGGCAGGCGGAGGUGGCGAUCCACUGCAUGCAGGCGAUGGUGCGGCUGCAGAUGCGCGUGCGCGCAAGGCAGAUGCUCACCAAGCCCAAGGAAGGGCAGCCCUUGCCCAGCUGA